AGUGCGGCGCGGUGGCGCGAGCGAACGCGUGCUCCUCACUCUUUGAAACAUUUCCGCACGGACGAGUUUCGACGAUAACCGAAUUUUCCGCGUUCUUUUCUUUUUUUAAAGUUUGAGAACCAUCGUUCGCUUCUUUUUUGUAUUGUAGUAUUUCGUUGGAUACUUUCAUAGCGGAUUCAUAAUUUAUUUUAUUGUUUAUUAUUGUGUAAAAAAUUAUUUUCUUUUAAAAAUGAAGCUGUUCAUCCUAAAGAUAUAUUUAGUUACAAAUUGCUUGCGCGACGUUUUAAAAUCUGUCAAAUAUUUUUUUUAAAAAGUGAAUAUUACAUAAACUUUAAAAGUUCGAAUGAAACUCUCGCAUAAGUACUGCAACACUUGAUGUGUUGAGAUGGCAUCGCUAAUCAUCGUUUGGGCCGUGCUGGCGUUGCCGUUGGCAACGGGCCAUCUCAACGUUCUCAUCAGUCAAGCCGAAGUAAUGAAGCUCUUAGGCUUAGACGCUGAGUUGUACUACGUUCGAGAAGGAGUCGUGAACACUUACGCUACGAGUUUCAUUGUGCCCGUUCCGGCACAUAUCGCCGACUUGGAAUUUAUGUGGCAAGCCCUUGGACGAACACCGCUUCCGUACGUGAUGGCUAUAGAGUAUGAGGCUAGAGGCGCCAUGUUGCCGCCACAGGUCAAUAUCUCUGAACGGGGAUAUGUGCCCACAACUCUACAGACUUUUCGGAUUCGUUUGCCGUGUACCGGGACGAGAAGUGCAGAAAACCUAGUCACAAUUCAACUGAACAUAUCGGUUCCCGACCGCGCCCACAACGACAUCCGAUUGACCUUCAAAAGGAACAAGAUCUGCUUAAAAGGCUUGGCGACAAUAGUGACCCACAAUGAGUCGGCACGUUUAGCCGGUGACGCUUCCCGUGGUCCGAGCGGAGUUCUAUUCGCGGCGGGGGGCUGUGCGGCCGCAGCAUUAGCGCUGCUCGCUGCCGCCGCCGCAGCCGGAACCCUGUACAAGCGGGGCAGCAAGCAAAGGCACCACGACUCGAUACACAGUACGUCGUACACCACAGCGGCCUACGGGAGUCAUCAAAACGUUCUCCUUAGAUUGGAUACGCUUGGUCGCCCGCCAAGUUCGACUGGAUCCUACGCCACGAUAGCUAGUUUACACAAAUUUCCGUUUGGGAGUAGAAGAUCACCAUCGCCGUACGCAACAACGCAGAUAGGUGAACAUGUGUAUGCGAAGCCGGAUUCUCGCGUUUCGUACUACGCUGCGUCCAAUCUAACUCACGUAUCUCAGCAAACCGUUACAAAAGACCGCGUCACUGAUCCAGCAGAACAACUUCGUGUUCUUACUACUUCUCGUUCGAACAUACGCUUGGAGAUUCUCAUCCACGAAGGUACUUUCGGAAGAAUCUAUAAAGGGGUAUUCAAAAAAGGCGAUGUUUACGAAGAAGUUAUGGUGAAGACUGUUUCAGAUGCAGCGUCAGCUAUGCAAGCUGCUCUACUUGUGGCAGAGGGAUUAAGGUUAUACGGACUUGUUCAUGCAAACGUCCUAACACCAAUGGCUGCAUGUGCUGAAGAAGCGAGGAAACCACUUUUGAUUUAUUGCUGUCCUUCGCAUUCUUCUAAUCUAAAAAGGUUUUUGUCAUCAUGCCGUUUGGGUCAGCAGUCAGCUCCAGCAACUAGAGAACUGGUAGAUUUAGGAGCACAGGUUGCUUGUGGAUUAUCUUAUCUACAUGUUCAACGAUUUGUUCACGCUGAUGUCGCUGCCAGAAAUUGUGUGGUGGACGAAAAAUUAAGACUGAAAGUAACGGAUAAUGGUUUAGCUAGAGACCUAUUUCCUGAUGAUUACCAUUGUCUUGGAGAUAACGAGAAUAGGCCUGUUAAAUGGAUGGCUCCGGAAACGUUACUUCAAAAUCAAUAUUCUACUGCUUCGGAUGUAUGGUCGUUAGGAAUAACCUUAUGGGAACUGGCAACUCUGGGUUCCUCUCCAUUGGCUGAACUUGAUGCUGCUGACGUUGGAGCAUUUUUAAACGGAGGCUAUAGACCAUCACAACCUCACAACUGUCCGGAUGAAUUGUAUGGACUUAUGUCUUGGUGUUGGACGACUCCGCCUUCAACACGACCAACUGCUCCUCAACUGCUAGCUGCACUUCACGACUUCAGGCAAGCGUUAAGCACUUAUAUAUAAAAUUGUAAUCUUCUUAAUAUGUCUCUUCAUUCUAUAUUACAUUUCAAUAAUAUAAAUAUUAACGGUAAAAUGUUCAUUAUGAACAAUAUUUAAGCUAUGAUAAGAUCUCGUCACUUUUCUUAAAUUUACAAUUAAAUUGAGUAAUCUGAAUCUAAAAUCACUUCUUUCCUAACUUCCUUAUUGUUUAUUUCUUUCUUAUUUCUGAUUAAGCCAUUGUGCCUCCUGGUCAACGACAAGACACCAAAGUCAAAAGUUUGUUUUUAGAUUUUUAAUUUAAUAUGAAUUUAGUUUUGUAUAGAGUAAUAAAAGUGACUAUUAAAAUUAAAUUAAUUAUGAUAACAUUUACAGUUGAUAAGGUAAAAUAAAAUGAAUAGGUAGAUAUUAUUCUUGUAGUAUUUUAAUAAUUUAUUGUCGUGAUUAGGUUUACAUUUUCGAUGAUUAUCAUUGAUAUCAAUAUAAUUGGUCAUUUCAUAGUAAUGACUAAAAUUAUACUACUACGAAGCAUUGUAUUUAUGUUAUGGCUGUUAUAAACAUUGAAUAAUUUAUAACUUACUCAUUAUGUAUCAAUUUAAUUUCAGAAAUAAAAGAGAUAAUCCGAACGCAAUGUACAUACAAAAUGUUAAAUUUCAAAAGAAUGAUUAUUAUUCCAAAUAAGAUUUAUUGAUGAAUAUUUCCAUUUCCGUGCAUUUGUGUCCAAAAUCGUGAAUAAUAUCUUGAAUAAAUAAAUUUUAUUUAAAAAAAUUAGUUAUUUGUUUGGACUGAACAAUUAGAGCCUAAUAAGAGAUUUAGGUUACAGAUGAAUUGUAUUUUUACGAAUAAAAUAUUUUACCUGUAAAUACAGAAAUAAGGCCGAUGCGAAAGGAAUUUGAGAUUCAAAUAGAAAUGGUAAGUAUAUGAAUAAAUACAUACAUAUUAUUAUUAAAUGUAGAUAAUUUUGAAGCACACUGUUUUGCAGUGGAUAAUAUUCAAUGUUUAUUUCGAAUUAAGAGUAUUUAACGAAGACUCACAGUUAUUAAAACUUAUUCAUAUAUAUUUUGUAAUGUAUUGUACUUAUUAAUUAUAACUAAAUAAAUAUUUAUUAAAUUUAAUCAAAUAAGCUUUUCGUUUAAUUUUAAAAUAAAAUAUGCGUGUCAAAGUUACCUUUAAAUAAAAUUAUAUCGUCUAGGUAUGCCUAUGAAUUUACUUAAAUAUUAAAUUAUAGCUCUAAGUUUAGAAUAUAUUUCCUGAGGACAUAAAGUCCGUCCAGGCCGGCUGAAGGAUUAACACCAAAACAGUAGUUUAGUCAUGAUCUAUAUCAAAUAGGCUUUGAAGAAUUUGUAUAUAAGCUUGAUGGAAGUUAGACGUUGAGUUUUUGUUUUCCGUUUACUAAUUAUUAUCAAUAAUAAUUUAUGAACAUUUUAAUGAUUCUGUGAUUAAUUCCGUGCAAUACUUUAAUCUGUUAUUCAAUUAUUUGCUUACUCACAAGAUAUUUACGACCUUAUUGGUAUGAUAUUUAUUUUUACAUUUGAAUUUAUACCAAAACUAGACGUAAGAAUGUUGACUCCCUAUACAAAUUCCUUAAAGUCCUAAUUUAAAAGCAAAUAGGUAUAUGCGAAAAAUUAAAUGUCUAUUAAAUAACAAUUAUUCAUUAGUUUAGUAGUUAGAUCCCAGUGUGAUUAGUACAUGUUUUAUUUUUUCGUUAAAAAUGUAACACUAAGUAGGAAAUUUGGCCAAUAUGGUAUAUCUUUAGUGAUGAGAUAGAUAAUAUUUUAUUAGGUUAUGCUGAAUUAAUUGAAACCCUAAUUUCUAGAAUGUGCGCUUACUUACCCUGUUUCUAGAUCCUUCAAGUAGUAGUUAUUUGUUUUAAUAAAAAAAAAUAUUACAUGCUAUGUAAUUUGUAAAGCGUAAUGGAUCAAACAGGGUGUUUCUAGCUAGGCAUUAUAAUGCAUAAUUCGAAAGAAUUUUGAUUCAAUACUUUGCACCUUUUCGAAUCAGCUUAAAGUGUUAAUUGAAUUUUUGUAGUUCUUUUUGUUUUUAAACUGAAUACAUUUAAUUCUCAUCGACAAGAUCCAUUCGUUCAAAGAAAAUUUAGAAUUUUAUGUCUAUUCACCCAAUUAAUUAUGAGGUAGAGAUUAAGUCGUAUAUAAAAUGAUAAUACUGGUAUACUAAUUAACUUUGAAUUAAGUACUUAUAAAUGCACUUCAAUAUAUUAUAAGAUUUCGCGAAAAUUGUCUAUGUUUUGUUUAAUAUAAGGUACGGAAUUUUGUAGUAAGUUACAAUGUUAUUGUGACGUUGAGUGCCAGACGAAUGUGAUUGUAUAUUUAAUGUUUAGACGUGUGUAAAACAUUUUGGUAAAUGUACGUAAGUAAUUGUUUUAUUUUUAAAUGGAUGUAUGUAAAUGAUAUUGCUUCAAUAACAUUUUAAGAAAAAAAAAAUACUAUAAAAUUAUUUUACAAA
Molecule: messenger RNA, 4615 nt
Organism: Bombyx mori (domestic silkworm)
Lineage: Eukaryota; Metazoa; Arthropoda; Insecta; Lepidoptera; Bombycidae
Gene: Drl-2
Product: tyrosine-protein kinase Dnt
Exons: 13
Coding region: 386-2179 (597 amino acids)
Biological process (GO): axonogenesis; positive regulation of kinase activity; protein phosphorylation
Cellular component (GO): signaling receptor complex; plasma membrane
Molecular function (GO): ATP binding; protein kinase activity
Source: RefSeq, a predicted model, not a curated record